ACGUGCAGCACGGGCCCCGUCCAGUGCUGCGACUCAGUGCAGAAGUCCGACGCUCCCGAAGUGCAGAACGCCUUGGGACUCCUGAACAUCCCCAUCGGCGGCGUGACUGGCCUGGUUGGGCUGACAUGCUCCCCCAUCCUUGGCACCCUGAGUUCGAGUUCGUGCUCGGCUCAAACCGUGUGCUGCGAGGACAACUCUUACGGUACCCUCGUUAGCAUUGGAUGCUUGCCCAUUACUCUCUAG
This is a messenger RNA of Trametes versicolor FP-101664 SS1, 243 nucleotides long. Its product is annotated as fungal hydrophobin. The annotation marks the transcript as partial. Lineage: Eukaryota; Fungi; Basidiomycota; Agaricomycetes; Polyporales; Polyporaceae. The transcript is spliced from 3 exons. Gene Ontology annotation, molecular function: structural constituent of cell wall. The record is from RefSeq and is a predicted model, not a curated record. Gene Ontology annotation, cellular component: fungal-type cell wall.